This is a messenger RNA of Pyricularia pennisetigena, 228 nucleotides long. RefSeq lists its product as uncharacterized. The coding region runs from base 1 to 228 and encodes 75 amino acids. The record is from RefSeq and is a predicted model, not a curated record. NCBI's taxonomy places the organism in Eukaryota, Fungi, Ascomycota, Sordariomycetes, Magnaporthales, Pyriculariaceae. The transcript has a single exon.
AUGGAGGCAGCCCUGAAGCGCGACCACGAUGGCGAUUGGUCCGAGGCGACACCUGCAAGCACAUCCUUUGCCGCCCUGGGUUGCGCCGAUGUCACCUCUUGGGGCCCAAUCCCCGUUCCUAUUUCGGGCUGCAGCGUCCACACCUUCGCAUCUCCAAGCGCCGGCAAACUUCUGGUCUGCCGCCCGUCAGAUGCAGGCCUAGGGGUCGGCGGGGGGUGCCAGCAGUAG